This is a messenger RNA of Bactrocera latifrons, 1101 nucleotides long. It is a transcript of the gene GstE12, whose product is annotated as glutathione S-transferase 1. Gene Ontology annotation, biological process: glutathione metabolic process. Bases 286 to 963 code for a protein of 225 amino acids. NCBI's taxonomy places the organism in Eukaryota, Metazoa, Arthropoda, Insecta, Diptera, Tephritidae. The transcript is spliced from 3 exons. The record is from RefSeq and is a predicted model, not a curated record. Gene Ontology annotation, molecular function: glutathione transferase activity.
GAACUAGUCGAUUAGUUUUUGAAAUAUCAUGCUGAAAUUUUGAACCUCUUUUCUUUCCAAGAAGCUGGACAUUGGCGGAACCGUUCUUAUCGAAUUACUAUAGCAUAGGACUGACAUACAAGUACAAACUGACUGAUGACAGUCAAGUUCUUGUCUGAAAACUUUUUUUUUAUUGAGAGGGGUAGUACAGCUUCGAUGCAACCGAAGUUAACGAUUUCACUUGGUUUUGGUGCAGUACAAUAAUGAGUUAGGGUGCAAUUACUCUCUAUUUUAAGAGCGAAUAAAAUGGCGAAACCAGUUUUGUACUAUGCUACACUUAGCCCACCAUCGCGUGCUGUUUUAUUGACAGCAAAUUUACUUGGCCUCGAUUUGGAAUUACGUCCAGUUAACCUACUGAAAGGCGAACAACUAACAGACGAUUUCAUUAAAAUGAAUCCACAACAUACCAUUCCUACUAUGAUAGAUGCAGAUGGCACAGUGGUAUAUGAUUCUCAUGCCAUUUGUGGUUACUUGGUGGACAAGUAUGGAGAGGAUGACAAAUUGUACCCAAAGGAUCUGGUAAAACGUGCGCAAGUGAAUGCACGUCUUCAUUUUGAUUCUGGACAUUUAUUUGCACGUUUGCGUUUUCUUUAUGAGCCGAUUCUAUACUCCGGUUCAACCGAUUGCUCCAUGGAUAAAAUCGCCUAUAUUCAGAAGACGUAUGAAAUCAUGGAGGAAAUGUUAAAGGAACACCCUUAUGUAUGCGGUGAGGAUUUGACAAUUGCCGAUCUCUGUUGUGUGGCAACGAUAACUUCUGUUGACGAAGUCGCCCCUAUUGAUGAGUUCAAGUUUCCUAAAUUGUUAGCUUGGAUGAAACGUUUAUCGGAACUACCUAAUUACCAAAAAAUCAAUCAAAAUGGUGCUGAUGAACUGAAGAGAGUCUUUAAAGAAAUUUUAACCAACAAUCGCACAAAACAAAAGUAAUCACGGCUUUGGCAUUUUAUCGCUAUAAUUACUCUUAUUUUUUCGAAACUCAAAAUCGUUUCAUAAAAUGAUUUAAGAUUAGUUUUAGAGUACCAGAAUAAUACUUGUACAAUAAAUUGUGAGACGUUGAAGUUUAAA